Messenger RNA from Schizosaccharomyces octosporus yFS286, 2663 nucleotides. Its product is annotated as complexed with Cdc5 protein Cwf4. Gene Ontology annotation, molecular function: protein binding. Lineage: Eukaryota; Fungi; Ascomycota; Schizosaccharomycetes; Schizosaccharomycetales; Schizosaccharomycetaceae. The transcript has a single exon. Gene Ontology annotation, cellular component: precatalytic spliceosome; U2-type catalytic step 2 spliceosome; Prp19 complex. The record is from RefSeq and is a predicted model, not a curated record. Gene Ontology annotation, biological process: mRNA splicing, via spliceosome; spliceosomal complex assembly. Bases 155 to 2182 code for a protein of 675 amino acids.
AAAGGAAAAGUCUGUAUAGGGUGUUGUUAAUAGAAGCGCGUCCUGCCCUUCACGCAACACAAACAUUUAAUCAAGUAAACUACGGAUUUUUUAAAUUUGGAGUGGUUAUUUAUAUGCUUUUAUUAAGUUUUAACUGAUAUAAUAACGAUUUAAAAUGGAUCCAGCAAUUCCUAGGGUAAAAAACAAAAAUCCUGCUCCCAUCCAAAUUUCGGCGGAGCAAUUAUUACGUGAAGCCGUAGAAAGACAGGAUGUUGCCUUUGUUCCGCCAAAAGUUAGUAUUGCAGACUUAGAAGAGCUACAUGAAUUUCAGGGCCGAAAACGAAAGGGAUUUGAAGAUGCAAUUCGACGUAACAGACUAGCGAUGGGUCAUUGGAUGCGUUAUGGGCAAUGGGAACUUGAACAGAAAGAGUAUGCGCGGGCGCGAUCUGUCUUUGAAAGAGCUAUUGAUGUUGAUCCCAAGUACAUUCCCCUAUGGCUCAAGUAUAUUGAGUGUGAAAUGAAAACUCGUAAUAUAAACCAUGCUAGGAACUUAUUUGAUAGAGCUAUCACAUUCCUUCCUCGAGUUGACAAGUUGUGGUAUAAGUAUGUUUAUAUGGAAGAAAUGCUUGAAAACAUCACUGGUUGUCGUCAAAUUUUUGAGCGUUGGCUCAAGUGGCAACCAGAUGAGGUUGCCUGGAUGAGUUAUAUUCGACUGGAGCGAAGAUACCAUGAGAAUGAACGUGCUCGUGGUAUUUUUGAGCGUUUUGUUAUUGUCCACCCCGACGUAGUAAACUGGUUACGUUGGGCACGAUUUGAAGAAGAAUGUGGGAAUGUCGCGAACGUCCGGGCUGUUUAUAUGGCCGCCAUGGAUGCUUUGGGACAUGAAUUCUUAACUGAGAAGUUCUUCAUUGCGUUUGCUAAAUUUGAAAUCCGGCAAAAGGAGUAUGAGCGGGCUCGUACUAUCUUUAAGUAUGCCAUUGAUUUCAUGCCAAGGUCGAAGUCUGCUGAAUUAUAUAAGGAAUAUACCCAUUUUGAAAAACAGUACGGGGAGCAAUCAGGAAUUGAAUCAAUAGUAUUUGAUAAACGACGACUUGCUUACGAAAAUGAACUGAAGGAGAAUCCCUAUGACUACGACGUUUGGCUUGAUUUAAUAAAACUGGAGGAAAAGACCGGAGAUUUUGAGAGGAUUCGCGAAAUGUAUGAACAAGCCAUUGCAAAAGUCCCCGAAAGUAAGGAGAAAAGGGCAUGGUCUAGAUAUAUAUACAUAUGGCUGAAUUACGUUUUGUUUGAGGAGAUAGAUGCUAGUGAAGCGGAAAGGGCUCGAAAUGUUUACCUGCAGUGUCUGAAAUUAAUCCCUCAUAAAAGUUUUACGUUUGCAAAAGUUUGGAUUAUGUAUGCCAUGUUUGAAUUACGACAACAAAACAUUGAUGCCGCUAGAAAGACUUUGGGACGGGCACUAGGUAUGUGCCCCAAGCCUAAGCUUUUUCGGAGUUACAUUGAAUAUGAGGACAGUAUUAAACAAUUUGAUAGAUGUCGUAUUUUAUACGAAAAAUGGAUUGUGUAUGAUCCGGAAGCUUGUGCGCCUUGGCUUGGUUAUGCUAAUUUAGAAAACAAACUUGGUGAUACUGAUCGUGCUCGUGCUGUGUUUGAGUUGGCUGUUGCUCAGCCUGUUUUAGAAACACCUGAAUUGGUUUGGAAAGCCUAUAUUGAUUUUGAAUUUGAAGAAAUGGAAUAUGAAAGAGCGAGGUCUCUAUAUCAGCGCUUAUUAGAGACUGCUCCACACGUGAAAGUUUGGAUUAGUUUUGCCAACUUUGAAAUUGCACAUCUGGAAGACGAUGACGAAGAUCCCCCGAAUGAUGAUACGGCUUCUCCUACGGCGGUUAUACGUGCUCGUAAGGUAUUUGAAGCUGCAAUGACAAGUCUUCGUCAACAGGGAUUAAAAGAAGAACGUGUCGUUUUGUUGGAGGCUUGGAAGCAAUUUGAAAGCAUGCAUGGAACUGAAGAGACCCGCGAACGUGUCGAGAAACAGACACCACAGAUGGUUACGAAACGUCGCAGAUUGGAAAAUGGACUUUUUGAAGAAUACUUGGAUUACUUGUUCCCAGAUACUUCUGUGGACCAAGGAGACAAGAUGCGCAUGUUGUUGGAGAAAUCAAGACAGUGGAAGGAACAAAUGGAAAAAAAGCAAGCAACCGUCAAUUGAAUGUUUACUUUCUUUGAUUUCGUUGAGCAGUCUCGUGUAUAAGUAUGAUUCUUGAAAUGUGGCUUAAUAAAAGAAUUCUUUAUACUUAUGGUUGAUAUUCUGUAUUUAUUAUUUAUUACUUACGUUUAAGGGAAAAAAUGUAUAAAGACAGACCAAAUAAAAAAGGAAAAUUUGUUAAACGAUGGUCUUUUUAUCAUUUAUCUUCACGCAGUGCUUAUUGUGAAGCAAAUUAUUCAAACUGCUUGAACAUGUCAUUUUUUUUUAUUUUCUUUUUUUGUUGUCGGUUUCCUUUUCAUGGUUUCUUUACUGACUCAGUUUAACUCAAGCAAUCGCCAAAGUUGAAGCUCACAAUAUGUCUCAGCAAAUUCGCUCAUUCUUUUUGCCAAAUUAGAAAUGAAAUUAUAAAGGAAAUAUAUAAGAUUAAGUGAAUAUACAUUUUCGUUUUAACGUAAAUAAAUAUAUGUACAUAUAUGUACGCCUG